Molecule: messenger RNA, 9033 nt
Organism: Neolamprologus brichardi
Lineage: Eukaryota; Metazoa; Chordata; Actinopteri; Cichliformes; Cichlidae
Source: RefSeq, a predicted model, not a curated record
GCUGCUGAGAGGGGAGGGAGCAUACAGAGCCAGGUUUCGGCUUUCAACGCAUACCACACUAACAGCACCAAAAUACACUAAAAUACGGGCUAACCGGGCUUGUAGGACUACAGUGGACUACACCUUCAACUAAAACUGACUUCGGAUUUUGGGGAAGUCGCCAGUGACCACGGAUUGUGGAUUGUGAAAAGAGUUUUGAUUGCCUUUUAAUGUGGGAAUGCUUUCUCCUCUUCUCCGUGGUAUGUGGAUCUGGGAGCGACCAUGUUAUUAGGCAGGUGAUAAAAGGAGCCGUGGGCUGCUCUAUCCCAGCUUGAAUAAGAUCCAGGAUAGAAACCGAGAUAUAUACGGAGAAGAGCAUUCACUGGAACCAGGGAAAAUGAAAAUGAAUGCAUCUCUGUAUCACUGACAAGCAGACCUGGGAUGAUAUCAUGACCUUUUCUUCCUGAGAGUAACUAGUUUAGCAAUGAGUGGGGGGAUAUAAUGGCCAAGAACAAGGAUGCACGCCCCCCAACAUUCGCCGUCAGCGUGGUUGGCCUCUCGGGGACGGAGAAAGAGAAGGGAAAUUGUGGCGUGGGGAAGUCCUGCCUAUGCAACCGAUAUGUGCGUCCAGAUGCAGACAACUACUACUCGGAGCACACCUCAGUGCUCAGCACGAUAGACUUUGGUGGUCGUGUAGUUAACAACGACCACUUCUUGUACUGGGGAGAGGUGUCGCAUCGAGGGGAUGAGGGAUUGGACUAUAAAAUCCAAAUCAUUGAAGAAACGGAGUUCAUCGAUGACCAGACGUUUCUUCCGCAUCGGAGUACGAACUUGCAGCCAUACACAAAGCGGGCAGCAGCAACCAAGCUCCAGUCAGCAGAGAAGCUUAUGUACAUCUGCACAGACCAGCUGGGCUUGGAGCAGGACUUUGAUCAGAAGCAAAUGCCUGAUGGGAAGCUAAACAUCGAUGCCUUUGUGUUGUGCAUUGAUGUUAGUAAGGGUUGCAACAGGAAGUUUGAUGACCAAAUGAAAUUUGUCAAUAGCCUUUACUCUCAAAUUGUCAAGUCAAAGAAGCCUAUUGUUGUUGCUGCCACGAAAUGUGAUGAGUGUGUAGAUCAGUACCUGAGGGACCUGCAGGGCUUUGUUGCCAGUAAGAAGAACCUGAUGCUGAUUGAAACAUCAGCACGCUCCAAUGUCAACAUAGAGCUUUGCUUCAACGCCCUAAUCCAGCAGCUGGAUAAAACAAGAGGGAAGCCAAAAACUGUGCCAUACCUGGAGGCCUAUAAAAUCCAACGUCAGCUUGCUGCCUCAGCAACAGAUAGAUUUGAGAAAUUGAUGGUACACUCAGUUAGAGAUUAUCACAUCACUUGGAAAACUGUGAUGAAUAAUCUAAAGGGGCAGUCUGACUAUCAUGAGUUCAUUACCUUGGAGGGCACCAAGAAGGCCCGCAACAUGUUCACAAAGCACAUUGCACAACUGAAACAGGAGCACAUUAAGAGGAGAAGGGAGGAGUACCUGACGACGCUACCGAAAACCCUUAACAACAUCCUCAAUAACCUGGACGAGAUUGAACACCUUUCAUGGCCCGAGGCGCAGAGUGUGAUCCGGAACAGGUCUGAUUUCCAGUACUGGUUUGUGAUACUGGAAAAUACACCGUGGGACGAGACGGACCAUAUUGAUAACAGUGACCGUAGGAUACCCUUUGACCUUCUUGAUACACUGGACGGUGAGAGAAUUUACCAUAAUCACGUCCAGCACCUUCUGUCUGAGAAGAGGAGGGGGGAAAUGAAAGAGAGGUUCAAGAAGACAUUGGAGAGGGUUCAUUUUAUCACUCCGGGGCAGCCUUGGGAGGAAGUCAUGUGCUUUGUCAUGGAGGAUGAGGCCUACAAGUACAUCACGGAAUCAGAUAGGAGGGAUGUUUACUGUAGGCACCAGCAGGAAAUAGUUGAAAGGGCUAAAGAGGAUUUUCAGGAAAUGCUUUUCGAGCACGCCGAGUUAUUCUAUGACUUGGACCUGAAUGCAACCCCCAGCUGUGACAAGAUGAGUGAAAUUCACAGUGUGCUGAAUGAGGAGCCCAGAUACAGAGCACUGCAGAAACUUGCCCCAGAUAGAGAGUCGCUCCUCCUCAAACACAUUGGGUUUGUUUAUCAUCCCACUAAGGAGACAUGCCUGAGCGGGCAGAACUGUGUGGAUCUGAAAGUGGAGCAAGUUUUAGCAAACAGGCUGGUACAGCUCGACCACGGACGCUCUAAUCUUUACUAUAACAGUGCCAACAUCGAUAAAAUAAACCUCUGCCUCCUGGGAAAGGAGGGUCUCUCACAGGACCUAGCCAAUGAGAUCCGAGCUCAGUCUACAGACGAUGAGUACACUCUAGAUGGUAAAAUCUAUGAACUGGAGCUUCUUCCUGUGGACGUCAACUCCACUUUGCUCUUCAGCCACACAUGGGUCACCACUUUUAAGCCACACGGCUGCUUUUGUGUGUUCAACUCAAUAGAGUCGCUUAACUCUAUUGGCGAUUGCAUAGGCAGGAUAAGGGCGGAGAUAGCACAGAGUCGGCGAGAUAGAUUUGCUCAGCCGCUCCCUUUUAUUCUCAUCCUGGCAAAUCAGAGAGACAGUGUUUGUAAAAACAUACCCAUCUUGAGGCACCAGGGUCAGCAGCUGGCAAACAAAUUGCAGUGCACCUUUGUCGACAUCCCCUCCGGAGCCUUUCCUCGCAAAUUCACGGAGUUCCAAAUCAAGCAGGGUCUCAGAGCAGUGCUGGAGGGGCUAAAGCAUAGCUUUGAGGUCUUGGCGCCACUGCCAUUUAUCAAAGACAUGUCAGAGAUGGACCUUAGAAUAGUCAUGUGCGCCAUGUGCUGGGAUCCCUUCAGCGUUGACCUCAUCCUCUCGCCCUUUCUAGACUCGCAUUGCUGUAGCGCUGGACAGCCUGGUCAGAGCAACACACUGAUACUGGAUAAGAUCAUAGGGGACAGCAGGAGGAGGAUCCAGGUCACCGUCCUCUCCUACCACUCCGCCAUUGGUGUUCGUAAAGAUGAACUAGUGCAUGGCUAUAUUUUGGUCUACUCUGCCAAACGCAAAGCUUCCAUGGCGACCCUGCGCGCCUUCCUGGCAGAAGUCCAGGAUGUAAUCCCCGUGCAGAUGGUGGCAAUCACAGACAGCCAGGCGGAUUUCUUUGAGAAUGAUGCCAUCAAGGAGUUGAUGACCGAGGGGGAGCACAUUGCCACAGAGAUUGCUGCCAAGUUUACGGCCCUCUACUCGCUGUCCCAGUAUCAUCGACAGACUGAGGUUUUCACCCCUUUUUUCAAUGAAGUGCUAGAGAAGAAGCCUAACAUUGAGAGCUCCUUCCUGUUUGACAGCUCGUCACGUGAGUGCACCACAGGAGCCAGUGAGGAUGUCUUCCCCACGUCUCCCCAUAGCCACUCCCCAGCUUACAACACUUACUACCCAGAGUCUGACGAUGAUAAUGAGGCCCCCCCACCUUAUAGUCCAAUAGGCGAUGAUGUUCAGCUUCUCCCCACACCCAGUGAGCGGGCUAAAUACAGGAUCGACCUCGAGGGCAAUGAGUACCCAGUCCAUAGCACACCUGUCGGAGACCAUGAACGCAACCACAAAGUGCCUCCACCCGUCCGGCCCAAACCAGUGCUCCCCAGGCCUAAUGUUAAAAAGCUGGACCCCAACCUGCUCAAAACCAUUGAGGCUGGUAUGCGAAGUAAUCGAAGAAUGCCACGUGCCCCAGUGAUGCACACUGAAGAUGUGGAGCCAUCAGACAACUAUGCAGACCCUGUGGACACCCUACUCAGACCCAGGGGCUUCCACAAUGACGACAUAUAUGCUGUGCCUGAAGAUGCACACAAUCGCCUGAUCAAAAUAAAGAACUCUUUUGGUGGGUUACACAUUCUCCACGGAGGAGGAGAGGAAGAGAAUGGGUUUGAUCGGAAAUCCCAGGCUGCAAGGCGGCCAUCAAAAUAUAAAGAUCGCUCAAAAAUCCUUUUCAGCAAGACGAAAGCCUACCAAAGACGAUUCCACUCGGACAGUGAUGGAGAGGAGACCGGCCCGGCCACUCAGAAAAAGAAAAACAGAAGAGCCCAUCGGGGCAGCGAGGAGGACCCGCUGCUCUCUCCCGUCGACCCUUGGAAGGGUGGGAUUGAUAAUCCUGCAAUCACCUCCGACCCAGAGCAGGAGGACAAGAAGCUGAAAAAGAAGAAGACGCCCAAGACGCCAAAAGAAUCCAAGAAGCCGAAAUCCUCCAAGCCCCCCAAACCGCUGUACCCACCCACUCGAAGAACCUGGGAGAGCAACUACUUUGGCGUUCCCUUGCAGAACCUAGUAACCCCGGAUCGCCCCAUCCCACUUUUCAUCGAUAAAUGUGUCGACUACAUAGAGCGCACAGGUCUGACGACAGAGGGCCUGUAUCGCGUCAGUGGGAACAAGACAGACCAGGACAACAUUCAGAAACAGUUUGAUCAAGAUCACAGUAUUGACUUUGUGGCGAUGGAUGUGGCGGUGAAUGCCGUUGCUGGAGCGCUGAAGGCUUUCUUUGCUGACCUGCCCGAUCCGCUGAUCCCCUACAGCCUGCACCCAGAGCUGGUGGAGGCCGCAAAAAUCAUGGACUACAUGGAGCGUCUGCAGGCACUGCGGGAGAUUGUGAAAAAGUUUCCUCCCGUCAACUACCAGGUCUUCAAAUACAUCAUCACACACCUCAACAGAGUGAGCCAGCAUAGCAAAACAACCCUGAUGACAGCCGACAAUCUGUCCAUCUGCUUCUGGCCCACGCUCAUGCGGCCCGACUUCGAGAACAAGGACACGCUGUCGACCACCAAGCUGAACCAGGCCGUCAUCGAGUCCUUCAUUGUACAGAGCGACUACUUCUUCCACGGCGGCGAGGUGGCCGAGAGCUCCAGCAGCGAAGGGACACCGCCCCCGCACUGCCACAACAUGGUGGAGGCCCUGCUGCCGCUGCAGCUGCCGCCCCCCCUGCAGCCACAGCAGAUCCAGCACACCCUGCCCCCUGACCCGCUCAUAUAAGAGCCAGAGGAGCAUGCUGGGAAGUGAAGUGGAGGGUGGUUGUUUGCCCGCGCUGCCAGCCGCUUACGGCCGACAAUUGCAGGUCAUCCUCUGCUCUACAAAUAGCUGGCGGGCUCAUAAAAAUGGAAAAUAAAACAACCUGGUUGCUGAUUUUCGGGGGAUUCAUCAGCUGCUGUUUGUCAUCGACUUGGAGGUGAAUGAGCUUUGGGGGUUUAGAGGCGCGUCGACCAUUUGUUGGAUCAAACCUAAUCUGUGAGACCUGCUCAUCCUGUGAGGAAAAUCCUGGAUUAGAGAAUUACAAUCGCACGUCACCUUUUGGAACUAAUUUUUGUAUCUGACUGCCCCCCCUUCAUGAUACAGAAGCUGAAAACGGCGAAUGAACCGCUUUGAUUUGGCACAUAGUGACAACACUAAUCGUUCCACAGGGUCAGACACAGACUCUUGGGAUCCCAGGACACACUCCUACCUUUAACCCAGACGGAAUAGCACAUUGGGGGCCAGAAGUCCCUAGUAAGCACCGCCCUCCUCAUCCCCGCUCCGAGAUAAGAGAAAAGGGAAGUUGAAUCCCUGCGACUGCAACUCAAAUGUGAAACGAUCUGAUACGGACUGAUUGGCGGACUCAUUAGCUGACUUGACCGGCUACCUGACUAACACACAUGCUGACUGUGAGGAUUUCAGUCUUCCUGCAGGUUUCAGCACAGGAAAACAUUUCUUCUUCUUUUGUUUGACCCCGUUCAUAAGAAGGAAGGAGGGAUCAACAAGACACUAAAGGUCAAACACACUCAUGGGCGCGAGAUGAAGUCAAAGCCUUGUAGAAGAGCUUUUCAGUUUCGGUGAGGUGGGAGAUGGUGCGCUCUCACUUUUAAAUCCUAAAUGACAAAAAAAGAAAGAAAAAAACAAAAAACAAAGAACCCCCUUCCCGCUACAUGAACUUUGACCCUCGUCAAGGACAGCACAUGCACGAUUUGUGUCAAAAGUCCACAUGCCAAUUUCAUGUCUGUUUGCUUAGCUCUUUUUUUCUCUCCAUUAUUUUCAUUUUUUUAAAACAAAAAUAUUUUUUGUAACGUCAGAUAUCGACCCAGCUUGUGUGUUUGUGUGAUGAUGCUGAUGAUGUGUGUGAUGGUGUAUCUGUGUGAACUGCCCUGUGGUUUGUAUCGCAGCCACUUUGUACCUUCCCAUCAUGGGGAAGGAGGGGAUUCAGAAGGGAAAAAGGAACGGAGAAUGUGGACUUUGUGGAUUUGUGAUGCUCCAUGUGAGCGAUUCGUCACACUAACUGUUCCUGAGUGUCUCCAUAGAGCCUCAAACUGUUAAUGCACCGCCUCUCAAUCGGAAGGGACGGCAACCCCUCGACGAUGGCACAUGAAUAAGGAAACCACUACGUUGCGAUGCAUUCUGGACCUGUUCGGUUCAAGGAGGCGUCUUCCAUGUUGGGCUUACUUCCUAGAGGAUGCUUCACAUCUUUUCAUUUCCAUUUUUUUUUCAUUCUCCUGUUUCUGUUGGUUUGUUGAAAUCAAAAGUUUGCAUGUCUCUGUUUUUGCCACUUAGUGAAAAAAAAAGAGCUUUAACGUUAAAAAAAAGAAAGAAAUGAAACUAAAUGAGCUCCUGUUCAGAUUUGCAUUGUUUUAUCUGAAUCUCUUUGGGUUAACGGGAACGUUUCAGAAAACAUUUUCGGGGUUUUUUUGUUCUUUUUCCGCCAUGCAAGAAAUCAACACUUAAUAUCAUAUUUUUGGUUAUAUAGUUUUCCCUAAAUAGAGGAAAGAAGUAUAUAUAAGUAUAUAUAAAUAUAUUAAAAAAAUAUCAGCAGCAGAAGUUGCUGAUUUAGUGAACUACCACGGGGUACUGGACUAUAAUCUGUCAGAAGCUAUAAUCAUAUUUCUUUGUGGUUUGGGUGGUGUGUGAGUGUGAAUGAGAGCGUGUGUGUUUACACAGGGGAUGGGAGUGGGUUUGAUAACAGAUGGUUAGUUUUGAACUCCUCUUUGACCUGUCCAACACACACACACACACACAAAUAAAAAUCUCAUUGCUUUCUUCGUCUGCGGCACACUGAGGGAGACGGAGGCACAUAAAUGAAGCCUCUCGUGCUGAACAUAAAGCCCCGUAGAGGAUAUCGAACUCCUUAUUUCUGGUCUUCUGUCCAUCUGGAUCCAAGUUCUCCUGUCUGCUGUGUAAUAAUCAUUUCUAAGCUUUUCCAUGAGCUGAAACGUACAAGUUGGUAACAAUUUGGAAUAAAAUUCUCAUGAAGCGAACAAUUACAUUUUAAAGGUAUAUAUUGCACUUUUUGUAAUUAAAAUAUGCCAAUAAAAUAAUGCUACGUACUACAUAAUAGUUACAGUAUUUAAUAAAUAACUAUUUUUGUAGUCGGGGGGACUAAAUCUGAAUGCAUCCAUUACUGUUGAUGUGUUAGGAACAAUAAAGAAAAUAGCCACACUUUUAAUCUGCACAUGCCAUGCCAGCAAAGUCAGAAAUAUAUGUGUGCAGGUCAUUUCAAUUUUUAUAGAAUAUAGUUGUGUCUUAUAAACAGUAAGUGAAUAUUAAUUUGGUUUAUUUGGAAAUUUAAUUGGCACCAAAAACAACAUCUUUCCAGGUCGUGUGCUAAAUCAGCCCCUAAAAUGCUUCUGUAGUGUGUAAUUAUAAAGUCUAUAUUAAUGGUACUCUCAAUUAGUUUAUCUAUUUAUACAAAAUAAUAUGUAAAUAUUUGUUUUGAGUGUGUUUAAAAAGCUAGGCAGAUGUGUUGUUUGUGGUGGCUGUCUGUGAGGAUGACAGAUACAGGUUUAAGGCAGGUUAAAUUUCCUGUUAAUGGUGCAGCACAUGGAUUCAGAUGGACAGAAACACAUUUUAGGCAGCAGAAAUAACCUCAGUUUAAAAGCAGCAGCCAAAAACUGUCAGUGAGCUUGACGAGCAGACACAGAGUGAAUGUCGGUGUAGGUACUGAACUGAAAAUGUCUAUUUUUAAUGGGUUUUACUGUGGUGAACCUGAGACUUCCACUAAAAUGUCCAGCUCACGUGCAGCUGCUGUGCUCCUCAUCAUUUUUAAUUCACUUUUAAUAAACUUUUUUUUUUCCUUUUUGAAGAACCUUUUAAAAAGUACUUUCAUUUAUAAUUUAACCCACUUUUAUGAACUUCCUCUCUGCACUUUCUGCUGCCUUCUCCAGCGCUACAGCCGAGCAUUAUCCCCUCAGUGAAUGUCAGCAUUGAGAGACGAAUCAGUGAUAUAAUGUCGUUUUGUCCUGUUUUGGACGCCCGUCUCCUUCUGUGUCCUCGUUGCACUCUUUUCAGACCUCAUAAUGGCUCACUGCUUUGUAAAGCAAGUCUUGUUAUUUUUUAGUCGGUGCUCAAAAAACUGGUCUGUUAGACAUUAAAAAUGUCAUGUUUUUAAUGGUGGACAGUUAUGCAAUUAACAGAACCAACUUAGAUGAUUGGUUUUGCAUAUGACCUUGAGAUAAAACAAGUUUUACUGAGGGGAAAGGAAUGGAGCCAAACGCCUGUCUAACCUCACAUCGCAGGUCUGAUUGAGAGGGCACUUUGAAGGAGACCUGCAUCUAUAAUGGGGCAAAUAUUUUCUUCUGAGAUGUGAGCGAUGAGGUUAAAGGUGUGCUAAAGGAAGAAAAUAUUCAGAGCGGAAGCCAAACCCUUACUUUACAGAUUUUAUGAUUUUGGACAGAGGAGGAUUUUGAAGGGCACAUUGAAGCAAGUGAAUAAGUGAGGCUGGGAGAGAGUGUGAGAGUGUUUUUCCUGGGGGGCAGGGCUGAGGGAGGGUGGGGUUCAGCUGCUAGAUGAUAUAAGACUAAGUUCGUCUGUAGUUUUCCAUCAAUCAAUCGACUCUUCUUUUAAUUUACCUUUUUUUUUCCCAAUAAGAUCUGCCUUUAUCCAAUCACACCGGUGUACAAACCAACUGACUUUUAACAUCCGCUGUAUUAUAGUAAAUAAAAAUGAUUUUCAGAAAUGGAAAAACUCUAAAAGAUCUUUUUUUUUCUUUGUUUGCUCUCCAUAAUGUUUCCAAAUAAAGAUUCUUUUUUCCAACGUUGUCAA